AAAGCUUCCAAAAUAAGAUUAUUUUUAUUAUUUUUUUACGCCCAUCCAUCCUAUCCACCCAUUGGUAAUUCUCCUGAGAAGAUUCAUUUUCUAUUUAAACCCCACCUUCAGCUACGAUUGACUCCACUCGACUCUGUUCUUCUUUCUCAUUUCCCCUUUCACUAAAUCUCAUUCUCUCCUCCCUGUAUUAUUUACACAUCUCACAGUACCAAUCGCAUUUACACAUACACACACAUACAUAUCAUGCUCGUCAACCUUGCUUCCAUUGCAACUACAGUGCUUCUCCUUGGCUCAGUUAUCUCAGCAGCCCCAGGCAAUCCGGGCCAGAUUGUCCAGAUCAAGUCCGGUACCAACUGGUGCAUGAUGAUGCCACCUGAGGAAGGCGGUGAUAUUGCUGCUAGUGAAGAUUUUGCCAUUGCCUUCUGCACCAACGAGGAUGUCGAUGCCCCUGGUGCCAAGAUCUUCCCUCCCGGCUUCAUUCAGUCGGCUAACUUUGCAUCUGGCAAGGGUUACGUCCAGGUUACUGGCAAGAUUGACCGUACUAAAUACAGCUUGGCCGAGACUGACCAGGGUGGCCAAUAUGAUAUCAAGGCACCUGUUGGUAAAUAUAUAUAUAUAUUUGAAAUAAUGAAUAUGUAAUAGUUGGAAAUGAUACUAACGGAUUUGUUUAUAAUCUAUUGAAGGAUCGGCAUGUGCUGGCUACAAUCACUAUGUAAAUUUAAUUGAGCCUCAUUCCAACACUUAUUGUAUCCGUUGCUGUGAUGAGAAGAUGGAUUGUAACAUCGG
Lobosporangium transversale is the source of this 786-nucleotide messenger RNA. RefSeq lists its product as hypothetical. The record is from RefSeq and is a predicted model, not a curated record. The transcript has a single exon. NCBI's taxonomy places the organism in Eukaryota, Fungi, Mortierellomycota, Mortierellomycetes, Mortierellales, Mortierellaceae. The coding region runs from base 244 to 639 and encodes 131 amino acids.